AGGCUUAACAAGCGUCGGGGCUUUUCUUCUUUCUGCAGCUUGCAAGGAUCUUUGGAUUUUGCAAAACAGUUCCAAGAAAACAAUGGCCAACUUCUUAUGGACAGUUUUUGGAUUAUGUUUGCUGAAGCUCUGUCUAGCAGAAACAGAAUUCAAUGUAAGUUGCAGAUAUGGAGGAGUUUUUCAUGUUGAAAAAAAUGGUCGCUACAGUCUCACACGAUCUGAAGCAGUUGAACUCUGCAGAGCUCUCAACAGCACCUUGGCAACACUAGAGCAGCUGAAGAAAGCUCAUGAGCUUGGAUUUGAAACUUGCAGGUAUGGUUUCGUGGUGGGGCAUAUUGUUAUCCCCCGGAUCAAUCCCUAUCAUCUUUGUGCAGCAAAUAACACUGGCAUUUACAAACUCUCAGCAAACACAACUGCCCGGUAUGAUGCAUACUGUUACAAUGCGACAGAAACAGAGGAAAAAACAUGUGAGCCAGUUGUAAAAAUAGAUACUUCCUUACUCAGUAAUCAGGAUGAAACAGUCAUUGACAACGCAGACGGCUCCCGUUACAACGCGGACGGCACACGUCACACCGGUGGAGAGUCCUCCACCUCAGGGGUGGAUGAUGAAAAUGCAGGCAGUGGAUCAACUCAUGAGACAACUCCCAUGGAUGCCUCCAUCAGCAGGUCCAGCCCCUUGUAUUAUGGAAGUCCUACUCCAGUCUCACAGCUGCCAGAUCAUUCUUCUGGAGGAGGUGAAAAAGGAAUUCCUGGAAAAGACUAUGAUGAUGAAUUUACAUCUGUAUCACCUGACAUCUCUUUCGCGACGGUGGCUGGUGAUUUCCAUGAAGAAGAUGACGGACAGUAUCCUGCAAGUACUACUGUGGACUCACAACACGAAACACUUCUGGAAAUCACCACACAAGACCAUUGGAACCCCACCUUUACUGAUGAAGAGGAGCAGUAUCCUAGCUCUGCUAGCAAGGCACUAGUUACAAGUGAAAAUGAAAAACAUCAAGGACCAACCCAACAUCCACUAUUACACAGCCUUCAUUCUGGAGGGAUCAGUCAAGAACAAAAUCCUGCAAAUACCACUGGCAGUAUUGAACAACAUGAAUUUACUACUGCAGGUGAAAAUUAUUUUGGAAAGGAAACUUCUACAGCUAUGGUCCCCAGCCGUGGGGCCAAACAGAAUGACUCAGCGCAAGACCCAGUGGUGUAUCCAGGCUGGGAUGAGGGAGAGGAUUAUGCCACACAGCCUGCUGUAAUGGAUAGAGUUAUUCCUUCCAGAGAGAGCAAUCAUGAAAGAGAGUCUUCCACUACAGCAGCUGUUGCCUCUCCUGAUGGUGCCCACCACAAAGAGCCAACUCAACCACUUCUGCCUUGGGAUUAUGAAGCAGAAGUGAGCACUAAAGGCAUCACGAAUCCCACGGAUGCCCCUGGGGACGAAGUUCUCCACAGGACCACAGGCACUAUGAUCAAAGCUGUCACAGCCUCCACUGACAUUCUGGCACCAGAAGAUAUAACCCAGGAAGCAUGGGCACCUCACCUUGUGGUAACAGCUGCUUCCUCUCCUGGUGGUGCCCACCACAAAGAGCCAACUCAAACACCUCUGCCUUCGGAUGAUGAGCCAGGACAGGGCACUGAGGGCAUCACAAAUCCCACGGAUAUGCACAGAGAUGAAGUCCUCCACAGGACCACAGCCAGUGUGACCAAAGCUGUCAUAGAGUCCGUGGAUGAUGCUGACCAAGAGAAAGCAACCAAGGAGCCACUGACAUCUGGCACUGCCCCUGGAAGGGAAGGAGAACCAGCAAACACCACAGAUGGUUUCCAUGUCCAUGGGAUACCUGGAGUUUUUUCUGACAUUGAGGACCGUUUUAUUCCCUUGCAGACUCCUCUUACUACCAGCUCUACCUCUAGUGUAUAUGGUAACCAAGGACCACACAAGGGACAUUUUGAAUCCACGACUUCCCCUGGAGAGACUGCCACAACAAAAAUAGAUUCACAACCAAGGUCGGCCCGUGUACCAGACUGGCUGAUCAUCGUGGCUGCUCUCGUGGUGCUUGCACUGAUCCUGGCAGUGUGCAUUGCUGUCAACAGUCGCAGGCGAUGUGGGCAGAAGAAAAAGCUAGUGAUUAACAAUGGCAAAGGGGCAGUGGAGGACAGGAAGACAAGUGAAUUAAAUGGAGAUAUCAGCAAAUCACAAGAAAUGGUGCACUUGGUUCAUAAAGAAAAGUCAAAUGACCGAACACAAGCAUGUGAUGAAUUCCUGACUGUGAAUGAAACACAAAAUCAUCACGAGUUUGACAUGAAGACUGGAGUGUAAUGGUACCACACUGCCAAGCAGAUCAGGGCUGGGGAAACCAAAAUCAUGUGGAACUUGAACAGGAAUUCACAGAUGCACUGUGCUACUGAUGUCUUUUGAACAUAAGCAUGAGUUCUGUUUCCUUAUAAUCACUUUGCAAUGACGCCUGAGUUUAAAAAUUGACAUGUUCUUUCUGAAAUACACCCCCAAGAGCUGCGUAAUGCUUUCAGUUCCCAGUCCCUUCACAGAGGACUCUCACUGUGUCCUGGAUGUUAGGAGGCAUACAAGUUUGCAUCAUUAUUCCCCAGAUGGAAGGUCUUCACUGUGUGAAGCUAAAGAAGUAUCCAGUCACUCCAUCUUACAGAUAUUUAAAGUAUUAAACAUGCCAUGGUACAGAAAUAAGUGAGGAAAAAUGUCAAGAGUAAAAAAAUCAAGUUUAAACCCAAAAGGCAUCUUCUACAAUGUCUGCAACAGCAGAAUCCUUCAGAAAUGCCUUCCGGCCAGGAAUAGCAGUGGGUACAUUCAGAAUCUGCCAGUAUAAACAAAAAGUGACAUUUUGUAAUUAUGUGUGGCUUGGUCUGCAACGAGGGAAGCCCAGAAGGACAAAAUUUAUUUAUCUCUAUUUUUAAAUAUCUAUGGACAUACAGCAAGUCUUCUCGGGAGGGGUAAUAAAGGCAUGAAAACAUGAGCUGAAACAUAAUAAACUUCUAUUCUUUAUUAUCCUAGCAACCUGUAUAACUAUCCUUCUGUUUUUGAGGUGUUCAUUGCUCUUCUCCCCGCCUCAUUCAUUGGUCCAAGUUUGUGCAUGUUUUUAAUGAGCCUGUUAGUUAAGAUAGUGAAUGAAACAAAAUGACCCCAGCUCUAACACAUAUGCACAAAUCAAGUAAUUGAGAUCACUAGGGAAGCUGACAGUAUUUUAUUCCUGAAAAUAGGUCUCUAUAUUCUGCUCUGUUUUACUGAGGAGAUGCUGAGCCUAUUAAAUAUUUUUCCCCUAUAACUAUUAUAUUAAGCGUGAUUGCUGAUAUUUUAAAAGUUGCUUUUCUGUGAUCUUGCUCAUUUCUUCUGAAUUCUUUUUCAUCUGCAUUUUUCCAUCAGCUUUUUAAAACACCAGAAAGAAAGAUUGCUUGCUUUUUGGUACCAGAAAUUCACUUUCUACAGAAAAGAUCAAAGCAAAUGAAAGGAAACUCUUCCCAGCCAUGUAAUAUAGUAGAGUAGCUGAGCUGCAUUGUUACAUGCUUUUGUUACGUCCUUUUGUGUCUGUUAUGUAAAGUAUUUGUAUUGAGCUAUGAUGCUGUGCAUUAUAUUGAUAUGAAUCGUCAGGAAAACAAUUAUUUACUACCAGUGGUCUGUGCCGUUUUUAAGAAAGCUUAUUGGAAUGGAGGGAGAAUUGUUACUUCUAAUUGGAGUCCCCCCAGGAAAUGCAGGGGAAAACGUUGUUCUGUGUCAGCUGUGGGAUGUGGAUGGUCUGUAGCAGGGUUAUUCAGGAGCUCUGUUCACUGACCGUAGCCCCUGUCUUUGAAACUGUUCUGCUAGGGUAUGUUACAUUAUAUUCUCCAUCUGGAGCAGUUUGGAGGAUGAAUAUUCAGCUGGCUAAAUACUGACUUUAGCUAGCACUGAUCUUUACUGGAACAUAAAGCACAAGACUGUUGAUUAUAUUUCUGAGUCACAGCCCUCCAGCAGUUUCCCAUGUGCUUCAUGGAAAUGCUCAAGUGCCCUGGUAUCUGCUGGCAGAUCUCCUCAGGGCAAUUUACACCUGGGCAAAAAGUCCCAAGACAAGGUGAUGUUUUAAAAUACACACGGGAUGUUUUCUGACUUUAUGCAGGUCAGAUAUUUCAUCUGUGAACAGUGCAUUGAUUCUUGUUUAAUGUUUUUAGCACACUUUUCUAUUUGUCAUUAGAAAUCAAAAUUAUCUGUUGAAGGCUGUGAUUAAACUGGUGUUAGGUACUCAUUCCACUAAGUAUGGAGAUCCAGAGUAAGAAUUAUUCCUCUCUUUAAAUCCAAACUGAUCAUGGGUCUCAGUGAGAAGAACAUAUUUCACUGUCUUGGAGGCUAAACUUCUCUUUUAAAAACCAAGAAAAAUCUGUGGCACGUUAUUCAUAUCCUAUUCAGAUGUUGAAUGAAGAAAUCCGUAAAUUUUUUCAUAAUUUAUCCUAAAGUCAGUAGCUAUAAAAGCACAGGCAACACUGGUUGGGUUCUUUGUAUAUUUUUAAAUGAGAGAUGCUAAAGAGGCAAAGCCAUUAUUUUAUAUAUGCUGAUUCUUUUUAGAUUAUGUCCUGUGACUUAUGUGUAAUUGUUUCAUUAUAGUUUCAAAACUAGACGGCCAUUUCAUAUGUAUAAUACAGUACAUAUUUUUAUUAAUCAUGCUUUUAUUAUGAGGGGUUGUUUGUUGUGUGUAUGUAUUUUUAUAUAGAGCACUUGAUAUAUUUGCAUAUUUAUUUAACAGAUUAAUCAGAAUUAAAGAAAUGCCAUCUCUAAAUUGUAACUAGAAAUAGUAUUGCUAAAAACACAUUGGACUUUAAAAUAAGCUUCCAAAAUAAGCCUGAUUCCACACUGAAGAUGAAACGUAAGUCCAGGUGUUAGUGGGAGAGAAGUCUUCAGCUGGAUGGUUAUGUUGAGUGCUGUGAUCAUUUUUUCUGCUUGCAAUUUCCAAGCCAGGCUGAGGUGGAUGCUGAGUGACCUUGUCUGCUCUGCUGGCCUCCCAUAGGCUCCACAGAUGCUCUGGGAGUUGUGAUGAGCUCAGCUUCACCCCAGAAGCAGACACAGCUACAACUUGGACAACUCAGUAAGAUCUUGAUAACCAUUCCUGGCUCACUGAACCAACAUUUGAAGAGUGCAGCACCCUGCAAGAUCCAGCCCUUCCUUCUGGGUGCUGACAGACAAAUCAGCUGUGACUGACACAUCUCACUGUCUCUUGGUCUGUCCUUGCUUCGUGCCUAAGAAGAAUGAGGAUCUCUCCUAAAAAUGCUAAGGAGCCUGCGAUCAGCUUCUGUUAUUCCUUUGUCUAAAAAGUUUCAAAUAAAUGUGAUCCAGACCAGUGGAAUACUGUCUAAAGCAGCAAGCAUAUUUAAAAGAGUCUCUGUGUUUUAUGGGAAUGUAAUAUUUUCAUGAAGCAAUGCAGGCUGAUUGUGUAUCUGUAUUUUCUUGAAGUUCUGAAAAGGAAUAUAUUAUUAAAGCAGAGAAAGGA
Messenger RNA from Onychostruthus taczanowskii (white-rumped snowfinch), 5468 nucleotides. It is a transcript of the gene CD44, whose product is annotated as CD44 molecule (Indian blood group). Gene Ontology annotation, biological process: positive regulation of ERK1 and ERK2 cascade; inflammatory response; cell adhesion. The record is from RefSeq and is a predicted model, not a curated record. NCBI's taxonomy places the organism in Eukaryota, Metazoa, Chordata, Aves, Passeriformes, Passeridae. Gene Ontology annotation, cellular component: basolateral plasma membrane; plasma membrane; macrophage migration inhibitory factor receptor complex. Gene Ontology annotation, molecular function: cytokine receptor activity; hyaluronic acid binding. The transcript has 15 exons. Bases 83 to 2305 code for a protein of 740 amino acids.